ACCCGCUCCUAUUAGGGUUCGCGUUCACUUCUCCUCGACGAGAAUCGCUGGAUUUUGCCACCACGCGCUCGCCCGCUGGCCCAGAGAUCCUCGCAGAGCUUGCAUGCUCGAGCGAAGCUGUAACAUUGCGUGACAGGAUCGUAGAUUUGGUUGCGUUUCUCUCGUCGCUGUGAUCCGGGAGCGAUCCGAGCGGGAAGGAAGGAGAGGAGGUAGUGUCUCGUCGGCCGGACGUCCGAAGAUUUGCCAGGAUCGACCCGCAAGGUCGGUGGGAGGGAGGGACUGGAGGAAGUAGCACCAAGCACGAACUGAGUAGCGAGCGCGCUUACUGGCCUGCCUGGACUAGACUCACUAGUGCUCGGAGCACCUAGCGGGAGCAAACUUCAUCGAAUAUGAUCGAGGUAGUGCUGAACGAUCGUCUUGGCAAAAAGGUACGUGUGAAGUGCAAUGAGGAUGACACGAUUGGUGACCUGAAAAAGCUCGUAGCAGCUCAGACUGGAACACGGCCUGAGAAGAUCCGCUUACAGAAGUGGUAUAACAUUUACAAGGAUCACAUUACUCUUGCUGAUUAUGAGAUUCAUGAUGGCAUGGGCUUGGAGCUCUACUACAACUAGGAGUCUUUGGACACGACUUCUGUUCUACUUAAGGGCUCGACUUUGACAAGGUGUGAAUAAGUAUACUGUUACAGUACACAAAUGUUUUCUUGAAAAUACUUUAAUGUCUAAUUGUUGAGUUUUGCAGUUUCAGAGUUGACACUCAAUUAUGAGAAGUCGCUCGAUGCAGUGUUGAAGUAAAUGACGCUUGAAUAGGUUUUGGAUUGUUUAAAUUUGAUGCAGAUAUUGUGAAUGCUCGUUGCCCAGUUAGAAUCUUUCGGUAGUCAUACCUCGGAGCUUAUAGGAACAAGACGCCCUUCAAAUCGCGCUUGCAAGUAACUUGUCGCGUCUAUAUUUACUUCAAUAUCUCAUGUUUUCUAGAUUUUUAUAUCAUCGAUUGACGCAGAAGUGCUGAUUCACAGUCAGUCACUGAAUUAUACCAACUCUUGUAAAUCCAGCUAGGAAACUCACGGAUCUGAUUUUGCUGCCCAAUUUGCUAUCCUUGUCUGGCCUUAUCUCAACAUAGGAUUGUCAUCCAUGCUCUCGCUAAUCAGGGGGCUCCGUUGAUCUUGUGAACAAUCUGAAACAAUUCAGAUCGUUUCAGAGUACCUCGAUGAUUACCUUCUUCCCUUCCGCCGGUGUUUUGUGGAGUCAACUAAAUCGGGUUUAUUCGAUUGUAGCAUUAUCCCCCUUGUUCGUGUGUUUCCUCCUCGUCAGUUCACUACUCCAAGUACACUAGGCAUGACCGUGAUGUGAUAUGGCAUGUGCCUUUUCAAGCCCUCUUCAGGAAAUGAGGAGAGUUUGAGUCAGCCCGAAGCAACGGUUUUUCUACUUUACUGAUUCAACUGGAAGGCAAUAGACUCUUGGGAUCCUUUUACUCUGAAAUCUUUCACUGAAAAGCGGUCGGCUUAAGAGAAUGGUUUGAGAAGUGCCCUACGUCUGAAAGUUUUCAGCAGGGAGAUGACAAUGUGGAACCCUCGAGAUGUGCUUAUAUCGAGGUUCUACAAAGUUGGCCAGGUCAGUUGUCUGAGACAUUAUAUUUCUAAACAAAUAUAAUGGUUUAAGUUGCUUCUUCAAGAUACAGUCGACGCUAAAUCUGGGAAGCCACAGUUGACUUGUAUUUCUCGUCACUUGAUUGAAUGUACCUCUCUUAAAUGUUGGAAUAGUGACUGAAUGCCCUGUGUUAACCUCUAUGAACCAAUUUUUGACCAAGGAGUAGACUGAUUUAUUCUAUGUCUUUACCAGGAAAUUGAGUUUUUUGGACUGAUUCUGCGCUCGUGACGCGUUGAAUGAUGGAUUAACAGGAAAAAGGGGGUGUCAAAACAUGGGGUCGUAAAACUUACAGAUUCGAUACAGAUUUUCAAAGCUGCGAUACACGAGUUUCUCUGCUGGUGGUUUAAAGUUACUGACAGUUCCCCUAGCUGAUUGUCACUGGGCGUUAAAUCAAGUGCUAUCGUGUCGAAGUUGAUGUAGAUAGUCACACUAGUACUAUCCCCAGAACUAAGAGAAAAAUGUAAACUAUAAAAUUUUAUGUGAAGCUAAUCCCACAAGAUCUAUAUCUGCAACAAGCCAG
Messenger RNA from Marchantia polymorpha subsp. ruderalis, 2163 nucleotides. NCBI's taxonomy places the organism in Eukaryota, Viridiplantae, Streptophyta, Marchantiopsida, Marchantiales, Marchantiaceae. The record is from the annotation of a GenBank genome assembly.